Messenger RNA from Syngnathus acus (greater pipefish), 809 nucleotides. RefSeq names its product peroxisomal membrane protein 4 (gene pxmp4). Gene Ontology annotation, cellular component: peroxisomal membrane. The record is from RefSeq and is a predicted model, not a curated record. The transcript has 4 exons. Lineage: Eukaryota; Metazoa; Chordata; Actinopteri; Syngnathiformes; Syngnathidae. The coding region runs from base 47 to 691 and encodes 214 amino acids.
CAACGUGAAUUGAUGUACCCCCAACAAGACUUGUCAAUAAAGAGUCAUGGCGGUGUCAGAGAUGCUUAAAACUUUACUUUAUACCGUCAAUCACCUUUUGCAACAAGAAAAAUACAAAGCAGCUCUGGCUAUUCUCAAAGGCUUCCGAAAUGGUGCCGUAUAUGGAGCUAAAAUCAGAGCACCACAUGCAUUUGUCAUGACUUUUUUAUUCCGGAGUGGAAGUUUGGCGGAGAAAUUCCGAGCCAUUUGGAAGGCCACCUACACGCACUCGCGCAACCUGGCGUACUUUGUGUUGACGUACAAGGGACUGCAGGCCUUGCAGCAGAAAUUCCAGGGCCGCAGUUUGCAGUCUCACUCCUUCCUGGCCGCAUGCGUCGGAGGAUGGUUGGUGUUUGGUGACAACAACAACAUCAACAGUCAGAUCAACAUGUACUUGCUGUCCCGAAUCCUGUCGGCCCUUUGGCGUCUGGCCGUGGAAAAAGGAGUGAUCCCGCAGCCUAAACGAGACCCCUUCCCGCUUUUUGCCACCCUGGUGUGGGGGGUGGUCUUGUGGCUUUUCGAGUACCACCCGCACACCUUGCAGCCGUCGCUGCAGUCAUCUAUGAACUACCUCUACCGCGACAGCAACGUGUGGCACGACAUCUGGGAUUUUUUGAUCUACAACAAGUCCAGGACAGCUGUUCCAAAGUGAACAUUUUACGUGACUUACGCAGGACACGAUGCGGUGCCAUUUAUGAAUUGAAGAUGUAUAUACGUAAUUGAUGUGAUACGUAUGAAUGCCACACAAUAAAUAAAAGCACUAAGCCUUU